Molecule: messenger RNA, 1806 nt
Organism: Maudiozyma saulgeensis
Lineage: Eukaryota; Fungi; Ascomycota; Saccharomycetes; Saccharomycetales; Saccharomycetaceae
Source: the annotation of a GenBank genome assembly
AUGUCAGGAGAAAAGAAAUCUUCCUUUAUAUCGCAGCUGAAUGUGUUUAAUAAAGAUAAUUAUACAUUUGGCAGUACAACAAAGACAACUCCUAUAGAUAAUGAACAAAAUGAUUCUUCUUCCGAUGUUGAAACAGGCCAACAAUUUAUGACAGAAUUAGAUCAAGGUGAAAAACAAUUAGGUUUAUUCUCUUGUAUUGGUUUAAUUUGUAAUAGAAUGUUAGGUACAGGUGUUUUUGCUGUUUCUUCAACUAUUUAUACCCUUUGUGGAUCUGUCGGUUUAUCAUUAAUUAUGUGGGCACUUGGUGGUGUCAUUGCAUUAUCUGGUCUUUAUGUUUAUAUGGAAUUUGGUACAGCUAUACCUAAAAAUGGUGGUGAAAAAAAUUAUUUAGAAUUUAUCUUUAAAAAACCAAGAUUUUUAGUUACUUCAAUGUAUGCAUCAUACGUGUUUUUCUUAGGUUGGGCAGCUGGUAAUUCUGUUAAUACCGCUGUUAUGUUUUUAACUGCUGCAGAUGUAGAAGUUACUAAAUGGAAUCAAAGAGGUAUUGCAGUGGCAGUUAUCUUUUUCGCAUUUUUAAUUAAUUCUGUUAGUGUUAAGACUGGUAUUUAUAUUCAAAACGCUUUGGGUAUCUUUAAAAUUGGUAUUGUGAUCUUUAUUUCGAUUACAGGUUGGGUUGCCCUUGGAGGUGGUUUAAAAGAUGGUUAUCAAUCACAUAAUUUCCAUAAUGCAUUUGAAGGUACUGAAACUGCUACAGCUUAUGGUAUUGUUAAUGCUUUAUAUAAUGUUAUUUGGUCAUUCGUUGGUUAUUCUAACGUCAAUUAUGCUUUAGGUGAAGUGAAAAAUCCAGUGAGAACUUUAAAAAUUGCAGGUCCAACAUCUUUGAUAUUCUUAGCCAUCAUUUAUAUUUUUGUUAAUAUUGCAUACUUCGCUGUGGUUCCAAAGGAAAAAUUAAUCUCUUCAAAACUUGUCCUUGCUGCAGAUUUCUUUGAUAUUGUCUUUGGUGGUCAUGCUAAGAGAGCUGCCGCUGCACUUGUCGGUUUAAGUGCUUUGGGUAAUGUAUUAUCUGUUAUCUUCUCUCAAGGUAGAAUUAUUCAACAGUUAGCUCGUGAAGGUGUCUUACCAUUCUCUAAUUUCUUCGCUUCUUCUAAACCAUUCAAUUCUCCAAUGGUAGGUCUUUUCCAACAUUUUAUUAUUUGUUUGAUUACUAUUAUUGCUCCACCACCAGGUGAUGCUUAUAAUUUUGUCUUAAACUUAAUCUCUUAUCCAAUGAAUAUUAUCAAUUUCGUCAUUAGUGCAGGUCUUCUAUGGACUUACUGGCAAAAGAGACAAGGUAAGAUUGAAUGGAAUCCACCAAUUAGAGCAGGUUACGUUGUUACUACAUUUUUCACUUUAGUAAAUCUGUACCUUAUUGUUUGUCCUUACAUUCCACCAUCUAAUGGUGAAUCCGUCUAUGAAACUUUACCAUAUUAUAUUCAUUGUGUUGUCUCUUGGGGUAUUUUCGCUAUUGGUGCUCUUUACUAUUUGUUUUGGGCUCAAAUUAUGCCAAAAUUACGCCAUUAUCGUUUGGAGACUAAAGAUGUGUUGGGUGAUGAUGGUUUCUGGAAAGUUAAAAUCAUUAAAGUCUACGAUGAAAAACAUGAAUCUACAAAUGAUGAAGAUGAUGACUCAAAUAGUUUAGAAUUUUCGAAUUCUAAUAAUUAUUCCAUGACUAAUAUUGAACAACAUCUUGAAUACAUUGAAAGUGGUAAGAAAAGUGCAGAUUCUGACACAGAAAUGCAUGUUAGAGCCGUAGAUCAUCAAUCAUGA